GACUGUUUCCUUGUGAGCAUCCUCUCUAUAUCUUCGACAGGACUCCAGUCUCCUUCCAGCCCUCCAGUCCACCAUUUCUCCGAACUCUGACCAGUGAAGGGAAGAAUUCAACAUGGCUACCAGAUCAAUAACUGGUGCAUGUGAUACGAACUGUGCUUUACAUUAUCCCCGUUUUUAUACUAAUUAUCAUAGUAAUUGAUGUGUGUGAUUAGUGUUAAUGCUUCAAUUAGAUUACAAUUAACUGCGGUAAUCAGUUUUUAACUAGUGUGGUGAUGAUAAACCUGUGAUGAUCCAGUGUGUGUGAAUGUUUACAUCUGCCGAGACAGGUUAUAAAAACAAGUGUUUUUGGGGUUUUUACUGAGAUUAUGAGUGGUUCAACACAAAAAUGGUGAAGAAUUUGGUUGUGUCAUCUAGUUUAAACUUAUUUUACAACGUUUCUUCAUGGUGUGACCUACUGCAACAUCAAAACUAUCUCGAAAUAAUUACCUAAAACCAGAUUUAUCGUGCAAUGACCCCAUACUUGGAACCAAUUUCAAUGGACAUCGAUAUUUUUCAAUACAGUCGAAGGUAUUUUCAUAAAAGCAACCUAUGUGAUCGUUAGAUUGUGUCAUUUAAUUAUUAAAACAAGUGUUCAUAUAAUUUUUAGAUAUAAUGUGCUCAAUACCUAGGUUCCUUUUAGUUGUUUUGGGUGUAAAUAUUGUGUUCAUAUCGUAUUGUACAGCCUAUUUAUUAGUUUUAACGGAUAAUGAUCGACCGGGAAAAGUUAUUUUUAACGCGUCCACAACGGAAAGUAGUAAAGUUCCGAGGGUGUAUUCGUUGAAUACUGAAAAAAGUUUUACGGCGGUGAAAAAAUUGUUUGAAGUUGGCCCAACUAGUGGAGUGGUUACUUUGAGGAAAAAAUUGCAGUGUGACGGUGUCAAAUAUCCAAAUUUAUUUACAAUUUACGUGGAUUCUCUGUCAAAUGCUACACUGGAUUACAUCUCUUUUCCUCUGAGGAUACUAAUUCAUGGAUGCGAGGAUUUGAAUUUUGAUGGUGAACCAAACCAGAUAAAAUUGUCAGAAGCAAUAAAAUGGCCGAGCGAGACUAUUGCCACCUUCUCAGUACCUGUGCCAGACUACGAAUCAGGAGCCCUACCAAUCCCACCCAAGGACAUCUGUCUACGACGAAGUCAGCUGAUCGUGAACGUGCCAGCGACUCUGAUCGCGUCCAGUGUAACAGCGGCCGCAUCACAGACAGACAAACAAACAGCGCAGUGUGUGAUCACCUCGCUGGACACAUGGGACGCACGACUGGCGGUCGAGUCGCGUGCGGGCGACUUGGUCGCGCGACAGGACACGUGUGUCUCGGCCGAGCCGCCGUCCAGUGUGACUCUGGUCGCUGAGUACCGAUGUGAACCGCCCUUACCACACCUCGUCUCUCCUAUGCAGCAUUAUAUCAAGAUCUACUUCUCGUAUAAGAAGGAGGACCCAGAUUCAUUACGGGUGAGACGUGACACACAGAAGCGAAGUGCGCCCACAUUUGAACGUGUCCUGUAUUUGGCAUCGGUCAGCGAAGAACAACCUGCUGGCGUGUCCGUAUGCACACUCACGGCUAGGGAUACAGGUGGCAGUGGAGGGGGAGGUCUACAGUACAGUAUGGUGUCCCUACUGGAUAGUCGCUCUCAGUCUAUGUUUGGCAUAGACACAAAAACUGGGAUAGUCACCACUGUAUCUAGCCUAGACAGAGAACUUCUAGAUGUCCACUAUUUCCGAGUGACUGCAAUGGAUAACUCGUUCCCUCCUCGUUCGGCCACCACAACUCUUCAAGUCAACGUUCUAGACGCCAACGAUCAUGCACCCAUGUUCGAGGCUAUCGGAGGCGAAUACCAGGCGUCAGUACGAGAAUCAGUGCCCGUGGGCCAAACGGUGACCACAGUCCGGGCGACAGACAAGGACAUAGGUCACAACUCCGAGGUGGAGUACAGCAUCGUGAGUGUGGACGGUGGCGGCCUUGAUGACUCCAAGGCAUCGGCUGAGGUGUUCUCCCUGGAUGCCCGCUCGGGCGUGAUCACCACUCGGCUCCAGCUGGACCGCGAGAGGACUCAGGUGUACACCAUCAUUGUCCAGGCCCAGGAUCAAGCCUUGCCUCCAGGCACCCGUAAAUCUUCAACAGCCACGGUGGUAGUGAGGGUGCUGGAUGACAACGAUAACUACCCCCAGUUUGUGGAGAGGACAUACACUGUGACCAUCCCUGAGGACACCAACUGGAAGGACAACCCUGUGGUGGCCCAGGUCAAGGCCACCGACGCAGACGAGGGACAGAAUGCUGCUAUCAGAUACGCCAUCAUCGGAGGCAACGUUCAAGGUCAAUUCUCCAUAGACAGCCAAUCGGGCGAGGUCAGCCUGGUGAAACCUCUAGACUUUGAGAGCAUGCGCAGUUAUCGCAUCACAAUUCGCGCGCAGGAUGGCGGCAGCCCAUCCAGGUCCAACACCACGCAGCUGUUGCUUAACAUUGCCGACGUCAACGACAACACGCCCCGUUUCUACACGUCGCUGUUCCAGGAGUCCGUAAUGGAGUCGGUGCCCACAGGAUACAGUAUAGUCAGGGUGCAGGCAUAUGACGCGGAUGAAGGAGAGAAUGCUGUUAUUAAGUACUCAAUCAAGCCUAAUACAGGUAGCACAGCCGAUCUGCCAAUAACAGUGGAUAGCGAUACAGGGUGGCUUCACACUAACCGAGCUCUUGAUCGAGAACAAAACGCCAAAUUUCAAUUUCAGGUUCUAGCAAUAGAUGGAGGGACUCCCGCACGCACAGCGACGGCUAGCGUGGUGGUGACAGUCCAGGAUGUGAACGACAACGAUCCACAGUUCAACCCAAAACAGUAUGAGGCGGUGGUGAGGGAAGAUGACACCCCAGGCACCCCUGUCGCCAAUGUAGUUGCCACUGAUCCUGAUGAGAACCCCCGUCUUCAUUACGAGAUCACAGGAGGAAACACGCGCGGCCGCUUCGCCAUCACGACCCAAAAUGGCCGCGGUCUGGUGACCAUCUCUCAACCCCUGGACUACAAACAGGAGAAGCGUUUCAUCCUCCUAAUUCGGGCGACGGACUCGGGAGGGCGCUACGACACGGCAACACUGUACGUGAACGUGACCGAUGCCAACAACUUCGCACCUGUGUUCGACAAUGCGCCCUAUGCAACCCAGGUGCAGGAGGAUGCACCAAUUGGCACCACUGUACUAAUAGUGGUCGCUAGUGACGGGGAUGUCGGCGAAAAUGCCCAUAUAAUCUACUCGCUAACCUCCACCCUUGGUGAAUCGGAAGACUUCACUAUAAACCCGCAGACGGGAGCGAUCACGACGCUGAAAGCCCUGGACCGCGAAAAGCAGUCCGGUUACCUGUUGACCGUGACCGCACGCGACAACGGCACGCCGCCGCUCACCGACACGACCGACGUCGAGAUAUCGGUCGCAGACGUCAACGAUAACGCCCCGACAUUUCUCAACAACGGAUACACGGGGUCUGUGCCUGAAGACGCGUUAGUUGGCACCAGUGUAUUACAGAUAAGUGCAACAGACGCUGACGUAGGUCUGAACGGACGUAUCAACUACGCACUGAGUGAAGGCACAGAGACGUUUGUCAUAGAUGCCACGUCUGGAGUGAUAAGGACCGCCAAGCCACUAGACAGAGAGAGUGUCGCCCGCUAUGAAGUCACUGCUCUGGCCAUAGAUAGGGGAGCUCCUCCCCUCACGGGAUCUGUUUUAGUAACAAUCAAUAUAGAGGACGUGAACGACUCUCCACCUGCUUUUGAAUCUGAUAAACUGACUCUGUACAUUGCUGAGAAUUCACCGGUCGGGUCUACUGUCGGAGAAAUCUUGGCUAUUGAUCCAGAUGAAGGUCAGAACGCAGUAGUCCACUACUCCAUAAUUGGAGGUGAGGACUCAAACAGCUUCUCCCUGGUGAGACGUCCUCAGUCGUUAGGCGCAGAACUGCUCACCAUGGUGGAGUUGGACUAUGAGAGCACGCACAAGCGCUAUGAGCUGGUCAUCAGGGCUGCAUCACCACCCUUGCGAACUGAUGUGCAUGUCGAGGUGCUAGUCACCGAUGUCAACGAUAAUGCGCCUGUCCUCAAGAAUUUCCAGGUGAUCUUCAACAACUUCCGCGACUGCUUUCCGUCGGGCGCAUUCGGCCGCAUUCCGGCGACAGACGCUGACGUCACCGACCGACUCCAGUUCCGCAUCAUAUCUGGCAACAAUGCCAACCUGGUUCAGCUCAACGAAAGCACUGGCAUGCUCAGUUUAUCACCACAGCUUAACACCAAUGUGCCCAAGGUCGCUACUAUGGAGAUAUCUGUCACUGAUGGCGUGAACGAGGUGAAAUCGACGAUGCAACUGUUGGUGAGGCUGGUAACUGAUGAGAUGCUGUUCAGCUCGAUCACAGUGCGACUUGGAGAUAUGACAGAGGAGGCAUUCCUAUCUCCGCUGCUUGGAUUCUUUGUCGAGGGUCUUGCCGCCAUCAUACCUUGUCCCAAGGACAACAUAUUCGUAUUCAGCAUACAGGAUGACACCGACGUGAACGCCCGUAUUCUGAACGUGAGUUUCUCAGCGCGUCGACCGGAGGCCGAUUUUUCCGCCCCUGAAUACUUACAGGAACGCGUCUACCUGCACCGGGCCACUCUUGCUCGCCUCGCCACCGUCCAGGUCUUGCCCCAGGAUGACAACCUGUGCGUCAGGGAGCCGUGUCUCAACUUCGAACAGUGCCUUACUGUCCUCAAGUUCGGCAAUGCUUCAGGUUUUAUCAGCAGCGACACCGUCCUAUUCCGACCCAUCUACCCGGUGACAACUUUCGCCUGUCGAUGUCCCGAUGGCUUCACCGGCAGCCGUGAGCACUACCUCUGCGACACCGAGGUGAACCUCUGCUACUCCUACCCGUGCCAGAACGAAGGCACCUGUUUCCGGUCUGAAGGCGGCUACACAUGCGCCUGUAAGGCCGGUUACGCCGGCACCAACUGCGAGAUCGACCUCUCCACCGACCUGUGUAAACCGGGCGUGUGUCACUCCGGCUCCACAUGCUCACCCCUGGUCACAGGUGGCUUCGUUUGCGAUGACUGCGCCCCCAGCGGCACCUUUGAACACUACAACCAACUCUGUCAACUUAGGGGAAGAUCGUUCCCCAAAAACUCGUUCCUAACCUUUCCGUCUCUCAAACAGCGCCACCGGUUACAUAUCGCCCUCAAAUUCGCAACGUUAUCAGACUCUGGGUUACUGCUGUACAACGGUCGUUACAAUGAACAACACGACUUCAUCGCUUUGGAGAUUGUGGAAGGGGGGGCCGGUGUGCAGUUUUCGUUCAGUUUGGGUUCGGAUGUCACUCGUGUGACCGCCCGUCUAAAGUCUGGAGUCAACGACGGUAACUGGCAUAGAGUGACCGUCGAUUAUUUCAACAAAACUGCAUCAGUGAGUUUGGAUGACUGCGACACAGCCCUCACCAUCAAGUACGGGGAGAAACUGGGGGAGACCUGUGCCAACAAAACUGUACAGAUCUUGGAGAGUCGCUGUGCGAUACUUUUCGAAACCUGUCACCGGUUUCUCGACCUCACAGGACCUCUACAGAUAGGAGGACUCCCUUCUCUACCCUCCUCAACCACCUUCCAAGUUCGUAGCAAGGAUUUCGUCGGUUGUAUCGCCGAUCUACACAUUGAUCACAAACUGAUCGACUUGAAUACAUAUGUAGCAGACAAUGGAACAGUGAUUGGAUGUCCCCAACGGAAAUCCUACUGUGUGUCGGAGCCUUGUUUCAACGGUGGAACCUGUUCCGAUGACUGGGGAACGUUCCACUGUGACUGUCCCCAGGGGUGGAGCGGGAAAGAUUGUUCCCAGUCAAUCUCCCCCGCCUGGAGGUUCCAUGGGGACAGUCUAUUAUCGUUCAACCCACUUCUACGCCCAAUCUUGUUGCCCUGGUUGAUUGGAAUAUCGGUACGAACCCUACAAUCCACAGCCUUCCUAAUGAGUGUACAGGUCGGUCAGAAUAGUUCCGCUGUUUUGUCACUGGAUGGGGGAAUGGUAGUUUUCACACUAGACUCCCAGAGGGCGGUGCUAGUUUCGGCGAAGAUCAACGACGGCAAAUGGCACAGAAUAGAAGUGAAUUGGAAUGUUGGAGGGGUUGUGACGAUUACCCUAGACAACGGGAGGAGAUCGGCAGCGAAAACGUUGAACGCCAAGCUGCAAGGGUUGUAUGUGGGCAGGAUCGCUGUGGGGUCUACUGAGGAUGAUCUAGAUAAGAAGCUGGGGUUCAACGGGUGUAUACAGGAUGUGAGGAUUGGGACCUCGCAAUCGAUCCUACAGAGAGCGACUGUGAAAGUCGGGGUGACUGACGGUUGCAUGGACUCGGACCCCUGUUCACACCACAGCUGCACACCGCAUAGCCACUGUGUGGCAGACUGGGAGAGCUACAGUUGUCAGUGUGAAUCUGGCUUCGUGGGCCCCACUUGUAAGAGUGUGUGUGACAUGAACCCCUGCGACCACGAGGGGGAAUGUGUGGAGGAUAGAAACGAGGUUCGUGGGUAUAAGUGUAUGUGUAACACCACAAAAUUCUCAGGGGAGUACUGCGAGGAAGCUGUGUCCCAAAUCUGUCCCGCGACCUGGUGGGGGAAACCAGUCUGUGGCCCAUGUAAGUGUGAUAUCGAUAAAGGGUAUGGGGCAGAUUGCAACAAAACUACAGGGGAGUGUUAUUGUAGGGAGAACCACUACCAACCCCCAGGCUCUGACCAUUGUCUACCCUGCAACUGUUACACGACGGGCUCCUAUGGGACGGAUUGUGACAGUGUGACGGGACAGUGCAGGUGUCGUACCGGGGUUCUGGGACAGGCUUGUGACCUGUGUCCCAACCCGGUGGCCGAGGUUACGCUACGAGGCUGUGAAGUGGUCUACGAUGGGUGUCCGCGCAACUAUGCUGGCGGUCUCUGGUGGUCGAGAACCAAGUUCGGGGAGGAGGCUAUCGAGAACUGUCCCACGGGAUCACAGGGGAAAGCGUCCCGGAUUUGUGAUGACGUAACGGGACAAUGGUUACAACCGAAUGUCUUCAACUGUACCUCGGAUAAAUUUGUGGAUUUGAGAAGAUUAUUGACACAACUAGAGUCUGGAGACGUGGGGAUUACAACGUUUGUAGCCGUAGAAGCGUCAAACACUCUCCAAAAAGCUACAAAUCUGACAGACAAUCUAUUUGGAGCGGAUAUUCUCAUCACGGAACAGCUGAUCGAUCGAUUACUUCUCUAUGAGGCCACACAAAUGGGGUUGAACCUCACCCACAGCCAGGACAAGGACUACAUACAAAAUAUCGUGAGUACUACCAGUGAGGUGGUGAAGGAAAAACACACAAACCUGUGGUUGAAAAUCGAGGAACUUACGGGGGAAAACGCGGAAAACCUGCUUUUCACUGUGGAAAACUACCUGAAAACACUGGCCCUCAACCAACGUGACACCUUCACUGAUCCUUUCGAAACGAUCUCGGAAAAUAUGGUGUUGGGGUUAGACGUGGUGAACUAUGAAAGUUUGUUCGGAUAUGAGAGUGAGAGUUUAAGUCUAGACGUUUUCCCAGGCUCCUCAGGGAAAGAAACAGAGAAAGUGAUCAUCCCCGACACUAGUAACAUCGUUCAACCCCUCGUACAACACGUGAAUUUAGUUGGAACAAGUAAUACCCCUAGUAGAUCUUCCAGCCCGGCAGUGAUCUUCCCAAAAUACAACAACUAUAUACAAGAUGUGACAAAAUUCGACAAGUUUUCACAUGUUAUGAUACCGGUGGAGAUGUUGGGUAUAAAACAGACAAAAGUGGGAGAACACAAGGUGAAAGGGGAGGCCAGUGGGCAAGCGAUUAUCGGUUAUGCACAGUACAAAACCCUGGGGAAAGUUUUACCGAUGCGGUACGAUAUGACGGUAGUGAGUCGCUGGGGGGUGGACCUAAUUGUCGCAUCCCCUGUCUUCACAUUAGUAGCGAUAGUCAUGGAGGAUAACGUGCAUAGUUUGUCGGAUUCCAACCCUCUCCCCGCACCGAUCAGAUUCAGGCUGUGGUUGAACGAGGAGGUGCGUUCCCCCCGCGCCAACCCCCAAUGUGUGCAUUGGACAAAUUCGCGGGGGUUUGGAGAGUGGUCUAGAGCUGGUUGCCACACAGAACUACCCCAAGGCAACUGGUGGAAGAAGUGUAACAGAUUUGAUAAGAGUUGUGCGUCAAAAACUACCCCACCAGUGUUGAUAAACUGUACAUGUAAUCAUUUGUCGAGUUUUGCAGUGAUUGUGGAUUUAAUCAAUGAUGAAUAUUUAGUUGAAACCACGGUUGGGGAGGAGUUUGCUACCUGGGUUGGGUUUUGUUUGGCUCUCUGGGCUCUAGCAAUGGCCACCUUUAUGUUGAGUAUACUCAGAGCCAAAACUAAUUCCAGUGCGAUCUACACUAACCAAGCACUAACUCUCCUUCUCGCUGAGUUACUAUUUUUGAUCGCUCUCAAAGCCCGUACUUCGUUGAUCGCCAGCGACGUCCCUUGCAAACUGAUCGCCAUGGCGUUGCACUACCUCUGGCUUUGCGCCCUGAGCUGGUGGCUUGUGGGAUCGAUCCAUCUGUACAGAAUGCUCACAGAGGUACGGGAUGUGAACCACGGGCCGAUGCGGUUCUACUACUGUUUGGGAUACUCUCUACCGGCCAUCAUUGUGUGUUUGGCUAUUGGUGUACGCACAGACCAAUACGGCAACAUAUUUUUCUGUUGGUUGUCUCUGUACGAAAGUGUGAUCUGGAGUAUGAUUGGUCCCGCAUGUCUGAUCAUCUCCAUAAAUCUGUUGGUUUUGAUGUUUGCACUACGAGCUGCGUUUACAGUGAAAGACCAUGUAGCAGGCUACGGGAAUUUGAGGCGGUUGCUAUGGUUAAACGUGGUUUCCCUUCCAUUAGUAACGGCUUGUUGGUUGCUGUGUCUAAUCUCAGCUUCCGAGCACGAUCCCAGUUUAACCUACGCUUUAUCAGCCACGGUGGUUACUCAAGCCUGGUUUCUGCUGUUUGGAUACUGUUUGAGCAACUCCAGGGUCCGUUCCAGUCUUUACAGACUCAUGCUACAGAUGAUCGGCCGCAAGGUACCCCCAGUAGACACCGAGGAAGACGAGGAGGAUUUUCAAAAUCGGAACGUUCCCACCAGAACCCUGCAGCCGACACGGUCGGCGCUGGCGUACAGGUCGGGGGGUGCCGGAGGGGGGAUGAUGACGUCACAGUUUGACGCGGCGGGUCGCCGCCAUAUUGGGAUUUCGACGUCUAGCACCACUUCCAGGUCGACUACUAAGACGGGAAGCAGUCCUUAUAGGAGUGACACGCAACUGAGACAGACGUCAACGUCGACUAGCAACUAUGACCAGUCUGCGUCAGAUGUGCCCGUCAGGAGGCAGACUCAGCAUACGUCUGACUCAGAAUCUGAGGUGUCAGCUGACGGUCGCAGCCUAGAACUGGCGUCAAGUCACAGCAGCGACUGUGACGAGGAAUCAUCAUCCCGUCAGCGACGUGGCGACAGACGCGCCAAAGGAUUGGUGACCGGCUCCACUGACUACAACCUGCCUCCCAAUAUCAGGUGUGACAGUGUGGCCUCCUCACUGAACUCCUCCUCACAGCGAGGUGCCUCCUCCUCAGCAGCAGCUGCUGGUAUUCAGCCUCCUCCUCAGUUGAACAUCAUUGCCAACUCGGAACUUUUCAAACCCAUCUAUGCGCCUAGGUGGCCUCUAGCUCCUCCUACAUACUCUACAGUGGAACAAGUAGCCCUGGAUGAGAGCUUCAUACCACACCGCUGGACCAACAUGUCAGGCUCCACAAAUGUGUCAGAUAGUGACAUGACAAAAGGAGCCACUGCGCAUGCGCUAGACCAAGCAAUGGGCAAUCUCUACUACUCUCAUCACCCCAGGGAGCCCUCUCUGUCUGACGCUGAUGAUAAGAGCAAUCUGGGGGAGAAGUAUCUCUUUCCCUACACAGCUGAAGAAGACCACUGCAGCACAACUGGACUAAGUCACAGUCAGAGACCCCUACAGCAGUCACAGUCACAGUCAUAGUCAGCUCAAUGACCCCCUCAUGGCGGCCUCCUAUCAACAGCUCCCUCUAAUGGCGUCUCCCCACCAACAGCUCCCCUUAAUGGGAUCGCAUCAAAUGAUGCCACCAUCUUCGCCCAGUCCCCUCCUCAUGCAUCCGCAUGACUUCCAGUGUCCCGACAUAUCUGAGACUGAGAAAGAUACGAGUGAAACCCCUGUAUGAGGAGAAGACUCCAAUGACUGACCUAGUUCAAUCAUAUCGUGACAUCAAUCAUUUGUACAUAUUUUUCAAAUUUAUAUUUAAUUCAGAUCAUAUUCUGUACAUACAUAUCUUGCUACAUCCUGCCAUACAUACGAUUCAUGCAUUUUCUUCAUAAAUAAGUUCAAAUUUCAUGAAUUUUUCAUCAUAAUCUAGUUCAAAUUUGACGCAUUUAUCGUAAAACACACAUUCCAAAGCCAGUAUUUGAAUUUAAAUCGUAAGCUUGAGCUUUAAAUUGAGUUUAUAAAUAGAACUUGAAAACUUUAGUCAUAUUCACACGGCACUGUUGUACUUAAGAUCUCAACUGUAUAGAAUAUUCUAAUAUAUAAUUAAAUUGUUUCAUUCAAAAAUAUUAUUUUCCUACAGUUACCUUGAAAAGUGACCAUUCCUGCACUGAUUACAGAACGUAAAGAAUCACUUUUCCGCUCUAGUGCGCAAAGUAUUA
Messenger RNA from Nilaparvata lugens (brown planthopper), 10721 nucleotides. Its product is annotated as protocadherin-like wing polarity protein stan. The record is from RefSeq and is a predicted model, not a curated record. Gene Ontology annotation, molecular function: calcium ion binding; G protein-coupled receptor activity. NCBI's taxonomy places the organism in Eukaryota, Metazoa, Arthropoda, Insecta, Hemiptera, Delphacidae. Gene Ontology annotation, cellular component: plasma membrane. Gene Ontology annotation, biological process: G protein-coupled receptor signaling pathway; cell surface receptor signaling pathway; homophilic cell-cell adhesion.